GAUGCCUCGGUAACUCCACAGUUACAACCGACACGCCCAUCCAUCAUCUCCUUAGCCGCAAUCGAUGCUAUAUCCAUAUCAAACAGGUAUACAUGUCGUUAGAUUCCGUGACCGUGUGAUCUGAAUUAUCUACAAUUCCUCUGAAGCUUUGAUACCGGUUUCACAAAACCAGUAACACUUCAACUGUAGCGUCUGAUCUCCAACCGAGCAUCGACGCCCUGAUUACCAAGCAACACCCUGAACUGAUUCCAAGAAAUACACAUCACGAAAUGUCAUCUCAGUCAUACGCCCACUUCCUGGUGCACCGGCCUGCGCCCGGCGUGGCGCACGUCGAGAUCAACCGCCCCGACAAGCUCAACUCGUUUUACGAGGAGAUGUGGCUCGAGUUUGGCCGCGUCUUCAAUGCCCUGUCUGUCGACCCCGAGAUACGUGCCGUCGUCCUCUCGGGCGCCGGCGAGCGCGCAUUCACCAGCGGCCUGGACGUCCAAAAGGCCUCAGACGGCUGGCUCGUGAAGGGAAUGGACGACGGCAGCGGUCAGCCCGUGGACUCGGCUAGGUUUGCCACCUACGCCAGGAGGCACAUUGCCGAGUUUCAGGAUUCCAUCAGCGCCAUGGAAAAGUGUGAAAAGCCCGUCAUCUGCGUGCUCCACGGCCUCUCCCUCGGCCUGGCCAUCGACCUGGCCUGUUGCGCUGACGUGCGGCUGGUAGCGCGCGGCACGCGCAUGGCAGUCAAGGAGGUCGACAUCGGGCUGGCGGCCGACAUUGGCACGCUCAGCCGGCUGCCCAAGGCGGUGGGCAGCCUUUCGUGGGUCAAGGAGGUGUGCCUGUCGGCGCGCGAGUUCACGCCCGAGGAGGCGCUGCGCGUCGGCUUCGUCAGCGGGCCCAUCCACGAGACCAAGGCCGACGCGGUCAAGGCUGCCCUGUCCAUGGCGGCCCUGGUCGCUAGCAAGAGCCCCGUGGCGGUGCAGGGCACCAAGGAGCUGCUGAACCACGCGCGGGACCACAGCGUCGAGGAGAGCCUGAGGUACACGGCCGUUUGGAACUCGGCGGCACUGCAGACGAGGGAUAUCAAGGAUGCGUUGCUGAGCGGGAUCCAGAAGAGGAAGGCUACUUUUGCCAAGCUGUGAGGGAGGUUUGGAGAGAUUUCUACAGACCAACAUAGAAACUUGUACAAAUGCUAUUAUGUAUUUAUUCAUGAACCGCAAACUAAAUGUUUCGAGUACAAAAUGACCGCAGCACUAUAAUGCCCACCGACAAAGGAAUUUGCUGGGUAUGCCAAGACACAAUGGACUGGAAAACAAUAUACUGGUUCCUAGGACU
Messenger RNA from Pyricularia oryzae 70-15, 1320 nucleotides. Its product is annotated as Delta(3,5)-Delta(2,4)-dienoyl-CoA isomerase. NCBI's taxonomy places the organism in Eukaryota, Fungi, Ascomycota, Sordariomycetes, Magnaporthales, Pyriculariaceae. The record is from RefSeq and is a predicted model, not a curated record. Gene Ontology annotation, cellular component: mitochondrion. Bases 270 to 1127 code for a protein of 285 amino acids. The transcript has 2 exons. Gene Ontology annotation, molecular function: delta(3,5)-delta(2,4)-dienoyl-CoA isomerase activity.